Molecule: messenger RNA, 3371 nt
Organism: Aspergillus heteromorphus CBS 117.55
Lineage: Eukaryota; Fungi; Ascomycota; Eurotiomycetes; Eurotiales; Aspergillaceae
Product: coatomer subunit beta
Exons: 5
Coding region: 228-3095 (955 amino acids)
Biological process (GO): endoplasmic reticulum to Golgi vesicle-mediated transport; intra-Golgi vesicle-mediated transport; intracellular protein transport
Cellular component (GO): cytoplasm; COPI vesicle coat
Molecular function (GO): structural molecule activity
Source: RefSeq, a predicted model, not a curated record
CACUGAUGAAUGCUAGGCAGGUGAGGGGAGUUGAAUUGCACUAGUAUCUUAUUCUGUUCUGUCCUUCCAGCUGACCGAUUUGGGGAGAGUUGUUCCAGUGCGUGUUCUCAUCGUUCCCCUGACCGGCCAAACAACCACCUGUACUGACUGGCCACUUUAUAAGCUCUCCGCCCUCUUGACCUGAACCCUUCCCUAUUACGUCCAUUCGCCCUCACUGCCUGAUCACCAUGGCGUCCUUUCUCGAGAAUACAUACAGUUUGGUCCACCUGGACAACACUGCGGACCAGCCCUCCCAGCAGGAGCUGAAGCUGCAGUUGGAGAAGGGUACCGAUGAGACCAAGAUGGAGACAAUGAGGCGGAUCAUCACGAUCAUGCUCAAUGGAGACCCCAUGCCUCAACUACUCAUGCAUAUUAUCCGCUUCGUCAUGCCCUCCAAGAGCAAGCCGCUCAAGAAACUGCUCUACUUCUACUAUGAGAUCUGCCCCAAGCUCGACGCGAGCGGCAAACUCAAGCAAGAGAUGAUCCUGGUUUGCAAUGGUAUCCGUAACGAUCUCCAGCAUCCCAACGAGUACAUUCGAGGAAACACCCUGCGAUUCUUGUGCAAGCUCCGCGAGCCGGAACUCAUUGAGCCCCUCCUUUCCUCCGCCCGCUCCUGCUUGGACCACCGCCACGCAUAUGUGAGGAAGAAUGCAGUCUGGGCUGUCGCUUCCAUCUUCCAACACUCCGAGUCUCUCAUCCCCGAUGCCCCGGAACUUAUCCAGACAUUCCUCGACACGGAGACCGAUGGCACCUGCAAGCGCAAUGCAUUCGCGGCUCUCAUGUCCAUCAGCCACCAGAAGGCUACGGAGUACCUGGGCUCUACCUUCGACAGCAUCCCCAACACAGACGAACUACUCCAAUUGGUUGAGCUCGAAUUCAUUAGGAAGGAUGCGGUGCAGAACGCGCAGAACAAGGCGCGUUAUCUACGGUUGAUCUUCGAUCUCCUUGAUGCGUCCACGAGCACUGUCAUCUACGAGGCUGCGACAUCCCUGACGGCACUCACCAGCAACCCCGUGGCUGUGAAGGCUGCAGCCAGCAAGCUCAUCGAACUCUGCAUCCGCGAGGCCGACAACAAUGUCAAGCUCAUCGUCCUCGACCGAGUCGACCAGCUGCGCAUUCGCAAUGAGGGUGUUCUGGAUGAUCUCACUAUGGAGAUUCUGCGUGUUCUCUCUAGCCCCGACAUUGAUGUUCGUCGCAAGGCCCUUGGCAUUGCCCUGGAAAUGGUUUCAAGCAAGAACGUGGAAGAGAUCGUCAUGCUACUCAAGAAGGAGCUUGCGAAGACCGUUGAUGAGCAGUAUGAGAAGAACAGCGAAUACCGUCAAUUGUUGAUCCAGUCGAUACACAACUGCGCCAUCAAGUUCUCUGAGAUCGCCGCCAGCGUCGUUGACCUCCUUAUGGACUUUAUCGGUGACUUUAACAACAACUCGGCCGUCGAUGUGAUCUCAUUUGUCAAGGAGGUCGUCGAAAAGUUCCCUGCGCUCAGAAGUUCCAUUGUCGAGCGCUUGGUUUCUACUUUGAGUGAGGUCCGUGCCGGAAAGGUCUACCGUGGUGUCCUGUGGGUUGUCGGAGAAUACUCUUUGGAAGAGCGGGAUAUUCGCGAGGCCUGGAAGAGAAUUAGAGCCAGUCUCGGCGAGAUCCCCAUCCUUGCCUCCGAACAGCGACUCCUCGACGAAGUCCCAGAAGAUGCCGCGCUCAAGGAGCAGGUGAACGGUCACUCCAAGCCCUCAGCCCCCACCGGAUCACGAAAGGUGCUCGCCGACGGCACCUAUGCGACUGAGAAUGCUCUGACCAGCCAGUCUGCCGCCGCUGCCCGUCUCGAAGCUGUCAAGGCUGCCCAGAAGCCCCCUCUUCGUCAGCUGAUCCUGGAUGGCAACUACUACCUGGCUACUGUUCUGUCUUCCACUCUUACCAAGCUGGUGAUGCGCCACUCGGAGGUGUCUCAGGAUGUCGCUCGGACCAACGCCCUGCGUGCGGAGGCCAUGUUGAUCAUGAUCUCCAUCAUCCGUGUCGGUCAGUCCCACUUCGUGAAGGCUCCUAUCGAUGAGGAUUCCGUGGAUCGUGUCAUGUGCUGUGUGCGGUCACUUGCGGAGUUCUCCCAGAAGAAGGAGCUGGAGACCACCUUCCUUGAAGACACUCGGACCGCGUUCCGCGCCAUGGUCCAGGUCGAGGAUAAGAAGAGGGCCGCCAAGGAGGCCGUCGAGAAGGCUAAGACCGCCGUGCAAGUCGACGAUGUUAUCCCCAUCCGGCAAUUCACGAAGAAGACGGCCAUUGAGGGCGCUGAGGAGAUUGAGUUGGAUCUGGCCAAGGCCACCGGCGGCGAUUCCACUGUGGAGACGGUGUCCUCGAAGCUGAGCCGGGUUGUCCAGCUUACCGGCUUCUCGGACCCCGUCUACGCGGAGGCCUAUGUCACCGUCCACCAGUUCGACAUUGUUCUCGAUGUGCUCCUCGUCAACCAGACCCUGGAGACUCUCCAGAACCUCAGCGUCGAGUUCGCGACCCUCGGAGACCUGAAGGUUGUGGAGCGGCCGACCACGCAUAACCUCGGACCUCGCGACUUCUUGAAUGUGCAGGCUACAGUCAAGGUGUCAUCGACGGACACGGGUGUGAUCUUCGGUAACAUUGUAUACGACGGGGCCAGCUCGACGGAGUCGCACGUUGUGAUCUUGAACGACAUCCAUGCCGACAUCAUGGACUACAUCCAGCCUGCCCAUUGCACGGAGACGCAGUUCCGGACGAUGUGGACCGAGUUCGAGUGGGAGAACAAGGUCAACAUUAACUCCAAGGCGAAGACCCUGCGCGAGUUCCUCAAGCAGCUGAUGGACAGCACCAACAUGGCAUGCUUGACACCCGAGGCGUCCCUCAAGGGUGACUGUCGGUUCCUGAGUGCCAAUCUAUAUGCCCGGAGCGUUUUUGGCGAGGAUGCGCUUGCAAACCUGAGCAUCGAGAAAGAGGGAGACGACGGCCCGGUCACCGGCUUUGUGCGGAUAAGAAGCCGCUCCCAGGGACUAGCGUUGAGCCUGGGGUCGCUGAAGGGCCUCAAGGCGACGGCCGCAUGAAUAGAGCAACCCGUUUGAACCGUAUUUGAAUAGCCACUACCCUUAUUGUUACAUGAUCCUCCCGUUCUUCUUCGAUCUGCGCUUCUUACCUCUUCUGUGUUCUUCUAAUGGACGAAUUUGUUGACUAUAUGCACCUCUUACUGUGUUGUUCUGGAUGAGAAAAGACGCUAUUUUCCCCAAUGAAAGAAUCAAUUCGAAAGCCUUCUUCCUGUAUGUAUAGGUAUGUAUAUGUAUGUAUGUAUGUAUUAUCAUGGCAAUUCCACAGACGGCCACGGC